AGAGGACUGCAUCGGUGGGGGGAAAAAAAGCAUUGUCGUGCGCUGGCAAAUUACCUCUGAUCCUAUUCUACAGUAACAAGCCACCGAGAUUUUUUUUUCACUGUCUGAUGCAAUGGGUAACUAUCAGCUCACUCCAGUCUUGUCGCUAUAAAUGAUGCCCGGCCAAUGAUUGCCACAGCCAUUGUGGGUUAUCUCCUGUGGUGACUGCAGACUCAAGAGUUUCCUUCCCUGCUGCAUCUUGAGACCCACUGAUCUCACCAUUCUCGCAAUCCUCCCAUCAGCUUGCCCCUCUUCCCUCUUUCUUCUACUUCGAAGUAUCCUUUGAACCCCCCUGAAGACCUACCGGUGGAGCCAGAAUGGAGGACACUUACAAUAACAGGACUUCUCUGGUUAAGGGGGCCAAGGACAUAGUCAAGGAGGCCAAGCGGCAUGCAACCAAGAAAGUCAACAAGGCGGUGGACCGCGCCACAGACGAGUACUCAUCCCACCGCAACUACAGCCGAUUCCAGGAUGAGGAGGACGGUGACGAGGAUUUCUACCGGAACCCCCCGAGGCAGGAUGGAGAGGGCUACCAUGACAAUGAGGAUGGCUCAAGCGAUGCCACAGAGGGCCACGAUGAUGAGGAUGAGAUCUACGAGGGCGAGUACCAGGGGAUCCCCUCGGCGGGAGAUAGCAAGCAUAAGGAGGGCCAGGUGGCACUGGGGCAGCCGAUGUCAGAUGCCACAAGGGACCGUAGGGAGCUGGAGCAGGAGAGACAGGCUGACGAGGAGGAGCUGGCCCAGCAGUACGAGCUGAUCAUCCAGGAGUGUGGCCACGGGAGGUUCCAGUGGCAGCUGUUCCUGGUGCUCGGGUUGGCGCUCAUGUCAGAUGGGGUGGAGGUGUUCGUGGUGGGCUUUGUGCUGCCCAGCGCAGAGACAGACAUGUGUGUGCCCAACUCCAGCUCGGGAUGGCUAGGCAGUGUUGUUUACUUGGGGAUGAUGGUGGGGGCGCUCUUCUGGGGAGGGAUGUCUGACAAAGUGGGCCGCAGACAGUGCCUCCUCAUUUGCAUGUCCACGAAUGGCUUCUUCGCCUUCCUGUCAUCUUUUGUCCAGGGAUACGGCUUGUUCCUCCUUUGCCGUCUCGUCGCAGGCUUCGGGAUAGGAGGCGCUGUGCCCAUCGUUUUCUCCUUCUUUGCAGAGGUGUUGUCCAGGGAGAAGAGAGGAGAACACCUCAGCUGGUUGUGUAUGUUCUGGAUGAUUGGAGAAAUCUAUGCAUCUGCUAUGGCCUGGGCCAUCAUACCACACUAUGGUUGGAGCUUCAGUAUGGGCUCGGCGUACCAGUUUCACAGUUGGAGGGUGUUUGUGGUCGUCUGUGCACUGCCCUGUGUGUGUGCUGUGGUGGCACUUACCUUCAUGCCCGAAAGCCCCAGAUUCUACCUCGAGGUGGGGAAGCAUGAUGAAGCCUGGAUGAUCCUCAAACAGAUCCACGACACCAACAUGAGAGCGCGUGGGCAACCGGAGAAAGUCUUCACUGUAAACAGGAUCAAGAUCCCUAAACAGCUGGAUGAACUGGUUGAAAUGGAAUCAGAAUCUGGCAACCCAGUUUCCAAGGUUUUCUUUAGGAUAAAGGCUGAAACACAAGGGAUCUAUAUGAAUCUUGUGAAGUGCUUCAACUACCCUAUGCGAGAAAACAUGACGCGCCUGGCUAUAGUGUGGUUCACGCUCUCAUUCGGGUAUUAUGGCCUGUCUGUCUGGUUCCCUGAUGUCAUCAAACACCUUCAGGCUGAUGAGUAUGCCUCCAAAGUGAUGAUACACAACAAUGAACGCAUUGAAGACUUCACCUUCAACUUCACCCUGGAGAACCAGAUACACAGAAACGGCCUCUUCAUUAAUGACCGAUUCAUUAAUAUGAAGCUGAAGUCCGUCACCUUCAUUGACUCUACCUUUCGUAACUGCCAAUUCGAUGAUGUGACAUCAGUGGGAUCCUCCUUCCGUAACUGUACUUUCAUUGAUGCAAUUUUCUACAACACAGACAUCGAUGAUUCCAAAUUGAUAGAUGGCACAGAGGUGGUCAACAGCACAUUCACCCACAACAAAACAGGAUGCCAGAUGACAUUUGAUGACGACUACAGCGCUUACUGGGUCUACUUCAUCAACUUCCUUGGGACCUUGGCUGUUCUGCCCGGCAACAUUGUGUCCGCCCUUCUCAUGGACAAAAUUGGGCGUCUGUCCAUGUUAAGUGGCUCAAUGGUGCUCUCAGGCAUCAGCUGUUUCUUCCUGUGGUUUGGCACCACUGAGUCCAUGAUGAUUUUCAUGUUGUGCCUUUACAACGGCCUGAGCAUCUCUGCCUGGAACUCCCUGGAUGUGGUCACUACUGAGUCAUUCCCUACUGUCAGGAGAGGAACAGGCUUUGGGUUCUGCAACGCUCUGUGUAAGCUGGCUGCAGUCCUGGGGAACCUGAUUUUUGGUUCUCUCGUCAGCCUCACCAAGGCCAUCCCCAUCCUCAUGGCCUCGUCUGUGCUUGUUGGUGGAGGCCUGGUUGUACUCCGGUUGCCUGACACUAAGUCAAAUGUCCUCAUGUAACACCAGCGUGGCGUUCAUUGGCUGGGAUAAAACCUGGGUGAAUCCGAGAGGAUGCCCAGGGAUUGUUGGGUAAGGAAUGCAAAUUGCUUGGUUUUUUAAUGUUUUAACACUUGUUAUCCCAUUUCACAAAUGUACCUUAAGUAAAUCCGGGUAGCAACCCACCUUUUCAUAGUGUGUUUGACUUUAUAUCAUACAAGUCAAACUUUUUACUUUCUGUGUAAGUCGAUAAUAAGCUCAAUCAUUUUGUGAGUGUGCUGUCUAGAGAGUUCCCAUGACAGAGCUGGGAGUUUGCACAGAGUUUUGGCACUGAGACUUUGGUGGAGUUUUGUUCAGUGACGGGUUGCACCUUCCAGCUGCAGCUAUAACCUUUCGCGGUGUCACUGCAUGGUUAAAGCUCGAGGCUUUUAAUAUUGAUACAAUCUUAUUAAGACAAGCCAGAUGGGGAGAAAAGUGAAAAACAAGCUGUAAUGAGCACAGUCUACCUGCUGUUUGACAACAUUGGGAAUAGAUGAUCAGACAGAGCGGACACACGACACAGCUGUAUGACAGCUGGCUUGCCCACAGGACCCACAUACACAGGGCAUGUUGUAGACUGUGUGCUGAAAGUCAACCCAGAUAUACUUUAUGUGCAAAUAUGUGUCUUAAAAUAGACUGACACUCACAUAUACCUACACUUUUUUUCCACUCAGCAAUUACAUCAUUCUGUACACACAAUACUGUAUUUUGCUCAACAUGAAAUUUGCUCAGACAUCUGCAACCUUUUCAGAGUUGAUCAUAGUACGACACCAAGCCCUUUGCAUUACCUACCCAGCCAAGAAUCAAAAAGGCCAUAUUGAAAAACUGUAUUUUCUUGUACCAAUAAUUGUAUUGUAUGUUGAAUCCGAGGAUGUUCAUUUUAUUUUAUGCUGUGUUAUUGUGGAAGUUGGAAUGAUGAAUUAUUCACUUUAUCCAAAUGUUGUUAGUCCAGCUCCCCUUCCACCUGUGUAUUAUUGUACAAAGGCUCUCUGAUGAGCUGUCCUUCUGAUUCUCGUGUCAUGCCGCUUCCUUUUAAAUAUACUGAAUGGCCUUUUUUAAAUGUGCCUCUCCUUAACUGGAGCAGUCUGCCCAUAGUCAUGUAGUGUCCCAAGGUUAUAAGGAACAGACAGAAACUGAAUAGAAAGUGCAUAGAUAAAAUAAUUAUGGUGUUUUUGUAAAUAUAUGUGAAAUAUGUGGCCAAAACAAUAUUUUAGUAGGGUGUGAAUUCAUUUUUGGUCUAAACCUCAUCUCUUCUGUUAGACAUCCCUAUUUUAAUAGAACUUUUAUUCCUGUGGGAUAAGCCUCUCCUGAAAACAGUUGUUACAAAAGGUAACAAUGAGCCAAAACAUGAUCAAGCGGUGUAAGUUACCAUGCAUGACUAUAAAAGUAAAAAUGUAAGUAAGUAUACAAUCAGGGCAAAAUUGUGCCACCCAUGACGAAAAUGUCUCCUAAGGAAACCUUUUGGCUUUUUUGACUUUGUAUCUUAAAUCAUCUUGGAAAAAUUCAUUUCAAAUUGUGUUUGCAUAACUGUUGAAGUUGUGCAAAUACAAAACCAGAUGAUAAAUUUGAGCUCUGUCAUUUGUAGUGAUUUUGUGAAAAAUCUACUUUUGCCAUAAUCUCACACUUGAAAACAUACCUACCUUGUACUAAUUAUUAUGUAAACUGUCUUUCAACAUUGAAACCUCAAUGCAUACUGCUAAAGAUAAUGAUAAUAAGAUAAAAAUAAUAAAGAUAAUAUAAGAUCAUGUCGCUAAUUUCAAAGUGUUAAAAAAACCUCUAAAAAUUUUAAUUUAUAUUGACAAUUUCAUAUAUAUGUAUGAAAUUUGACAUUUUUCAUAUAUAUAUAUGUGUAUUAUGUAUGUGUAUGAAAAAUGUCAAUAUAUGUAUAUAUGAAAACACAAAAAGUCAGUUGCUUACAGUCUUGUUUAAUUUGUGUUUGUGGAUUGUAUUUUCUGUGGCUAUCACAGCUUGUGUUCUCCUGCUUUUCUCUGCAUUUGUCGUAUCUGUGAUUGCAGCAUAGAGGUAGUUUGCCCUCGCACUGCAGUUGGCUCUUUCAAGGCUACUCAAAAAAACAAGAAAAAAAGAAAAGAAAAGAAAAACAGGCUUCCAAAGUGGUACUGUAUAUGUGCAUCCAUUUCCAUAAACCUUUUUCUCAUAUUUUGACAAAUCAGUUGGAAAUACAUAACGAGGUGUGCUGCUAUUGCACAGCAGAUAUUUUUUGACCAUGUGAUUUAAAUAUUUUUGAAAUAAAAGUAUGACAUACAGAUUCUAAGUAAAUGCACUGAUAUCAAAAGCAAUGACUUUUGCCCAGUGCCACUGACUGCUGUCAGUAGCAACAAUAAGGAGUGAUCUGUAUGGUUCUGGUUCUGGUUAAAACCUUAAUUAGAGGCAGAUCUACCUGUUGUGUUAUACUGUGGGGAAAUUAGGCCUAUAUUACUUGUUAUGUCUGAGGUAUUUGGGGUAUUGGUUAUAAGUACCAUAUUUAUGUGUGUGUGUGUAUGUGUGUGUAUAAGAGAGAGAAACUGUAUGUGUGUGUGGGCCUGCGUAUGGAUGCAUGAGUGUAAAUAUUAUGUACAUAUCAAAGCUGAUUAUGGUGGAGUUCUGGGUUAAAUGUGUAUAAACUCCCUGAUCGACUCAUGUGUCUCCUGCUCUGUCUAAGCGAUAAGUCCAUCUACUGUAUCUCUGUUGUACAUCUCUGUGUGUCCUUGGCUCUAACUCCCUGUUCACCUGCUACUCACUCUCUCUCUCUGUGUGUGUGUGUGUGUGUGUGUGUGUGUGUGUGUGUGUGUGUGUGUGUUGUGUGUGUGUGUGUGUGUGUGUGUGUGCGCGCGUGCGUGCGCGCGGGCACCAACUUGCAUGUAUGUAAGAAAACUUCUGUUCUUUUGUGGUCAACUUUGCGUUCCAACUGUAAACUCUUCUGGCAGAAAACAAUGGCAAUAUUAAGAUUUUUGUUGAGGAAAAAUGUGAAUGUAUCGCUCUUGUAAGUUCUGUUCAUCCAUUUUAUGGAGGUAAACAAAUGUAUGUGGAGAAUAAAGUUGUGUAUAUUAUUGUAAAGGGCCUGUCAGUCGUAAGAUGACUGGGCUGUAUGUUCAGACGUCCAUAAGUGUGAAAAUAUGUGAAGAAAUAGUUGCCAAAUGAAGCUCUAUCAGUAAUGUUUGAAACUGCAAAGGCAGGGAUUGCAGACUGUGCUGCUUUUGAACAUAUAUACAAUAAAAGUAAUGUUCUCUA
Seriola aureovittata is the source of this 5804-nucleotide messenger RNA. RefSeq names its product synaptic vesicle glycoprotein 2Ca (gene sv2ca). The transcript has 13 exons. The record is from RefSeq and is a predicted model, not a curated record. Bases 357 to 2561 code for a protein of 734 amino acids. Gene Ontology annotation, cellular component: membrane. Lineage: Eukaryota; Metazoa; Chordata; Actinopteri; Carangiformes; Carangidae. Gene Ontology annotation, biological process: transmembrane transport; chemical synaptic transmission. Gene Ontology annotation, molecular function: transmembrane transporter activity.